AACAUACUCUGUCUCUACGCGUCCUCUCUGUAACUCUCUCUCUUAGUUGUCAAUUACUCUCUCUCAAGCAAUCAGAAUUCAAGUUUUGUUUUUCUUUUUGUUGGUAGUUUUAACCUAAAAAGAUUCGAAGAAAAACUCAAAUGGGUCUUUGCGUAUCUGUUGGUCGUAGCGAGUGCGAUUCUUCUCCGACGGCUAAAAUCGUGACGGUUAACGGCGAUCUCCGGGAAUACAAUGUCCCGGUGAUAGCUUCACAGGUUCUCGAAGCGGAAUCAAUGGCUUCCUCGUCUUCCUCCUCCUCUCGGUCUUCUUCUUAUUUUCUAUGUAAUUCGGAUUCUCUCUAUUACGACGACUUCAUCCCGGCGAUCGAACCGGAGGAGAUUCUUCUAGCGGAUCAAAUCUACUUCGUUCUCCCUAUCUCUAAACGUCGGUACCGUCUCACGGCGUCCGACAUGGCGGCUCUGGCGGUGAAAGCCAGCGUCGCGAUGGAGAAAGCUGCGAAGAAUAAAAACCGCCGUCGUAAGAGCGGGAGGAUCUCUCCGGUGAUGGGGAUGAAUCAGCCUAACGAACGGAUCGUCGCCGUUAAUAGAAGUUCGACGACGGUGAUGCAAAUUAAGGGAAACCUACCGAUUAAAACGACGCAGUUUAAGAGUACUACAAUCGGUUAUUCCCGGUCCGGUUCGGUACGGCAAUUGAAAAGAUAUGCGUCUGGGAGAGCUAGGAAGCUUGCGGAUCGAUCGAUUAAAAGAGUACUGUCAACAAUCCACGAAGAAAACAUAUUUUAGAUUUCUAAGAAUACAUUUUUUAUUUUAAUUUUUGUUGUUGUUACGGAAAUUAUUGUUAAUGUUUGAAAUGGAAAAAAAAAACUCUCUGUAAAUUACAGUGUUCAUUUGUUUCUGUGAUAUGAUAUUUUCCCGUUUGGUUGUCA
This is a messenger RNA of Raphanus sativus (radish), 925 nucleotides long. RefSeq lists its product as uncharacterized. The transcript has a single exon. NCBI's taxonomy places the organism in Eukaryota, Viridiplantae, Streptophyta, Magnoliopsida, Brassicales, Brassicaceae. The coding region runs from base 141 to 782 and encodes 213 amino acids. The record is from RefSeq and is a predicted model, not a curated record.